AUGACGUCACCUAGUCGCUGCUUUGUCAUCUCCUUUUUCCAUUAUUCACCAUGCCCUCAGUCCCCAAACGCCCUCCUUCAUCCCUCCUUUCAGUGGAUUAAGGAGGCGGACGAAGCCGUUAAGGCGGCUAAGGUGAAGGCGGAAAACGUACAUGGGAGGUUGGAUCAUAGUGAUAAUAAUGGUGUUCCAAAGACUCCGAUUGGUCAAGGAGUUAAGCAGAUUAAUGAGGCUAAAGGAAAAGUUAGUCAAGUUGAUGGUCAGUUGAAAAGUAUUCACAGUGAUUUAGGUAAGUGGAAAGAUGCGGCAAGCGGUGUGCUUGGCACAGCGGUUGGAAAGGCUCAGACAGUGCAUGGCAAGUUGGAUCCUGAUAAAAGUAAGUCGACGCUUGGUGGUAAAAUCGGAGAAAUUGAAGACGCAAAAAACAACAUUAUUAGCGCAAAUUCGCAACUUAAAUCACAAGUCGACAGCCUUAGUAAUUGGAUCUCCACCGCGGAGGAGAUCCGCCAAAAGGCCCAGCAGAAAGCGGAAGAGGCUUAUAGUAAGUUGGACGUUCACGCCGAAUUGAGUAAGAAAAUUGGAGAUAUAGUGACUGCGAAUAAGAAAAUUAACGAAGUUCAUAAAAAUUUUGGUGGACAUCUUGGGAGUUUGAAUAGUUGGAAGCAGCAGGCCAGGACAGUGCUUGACGGGGCGAUUGACAGGGCCAAUGAGGUGUAUGAGAAGUUGGAUGUUGAACAAACAGGUAAAGGAGAUUUGAAGACACAGAUUGAGCGAAUUACGUCCAAUAAUCAAGCAAUUCAGAAUGCAAAUAAAACUCUUGGCGAAAAUGUCAAGAAUCUUGGGAGUUGGAACUCUGCCGCCCAGGGUGUCAUUGGCAAGGCGGAGGUGAAGUGUGAUGAAAUCUUGGAGAAAGUUAGUACCACAAAUCCUAAAGGUAAGAUUUUUGAGAAUGCUGAAAAGUUACGAGAUGAGGGUAAAAAACUUUUGGAGGCUGCGAAAGCGGCCAAGGAUGCUGUUGAGAAUAAUGUUACUGCGGCGCUGAAGGCCGUUGUGGCCAUGGACACAAGUCUUAAGAUGGAUUUGAAGAAAGUUAAAGAUAAGAUUAAGGAAGGGAUACAUAGCGUGAUUGAGCAGUUGCAGGUUACUAAGUUGGAUGGUUUGGUGAAGAUUGAUUUGGGGACGUUGAAGAGUAGGAUUGAGAACCUUUCCUCAACAGUGGAGAGUAGUGAUGCAGUUACCGGUAAUGGGUUUGUUGGUAAGCAAUUGCAGGACCUUGAAAACCACAGGAAAGGCAAUCUGGAUACUGUUGUUACAAAUAUUCAAGAGCAGACAAAUGUUGAGCUUCAGAAAAAUUUUGAUCAGCAUAUCCAAAGUCCGCUUAACGAUAAAGUCCAAGAAGUUGACUCGGCGAUUGGGACGCUUGGCGGGAAGUUUGUUACUAACGGCAACGAUGAGGAAAAGAAGUGCCUUCAAAAGAUCUUUGAAGAGAUUCACAAAAAAGUUAAGGAGAUUAAGGGGAGUGCUGGAAGUAAAAGAAGUGGUCAAUGGAAAAAUAACUCAGGCCUCGACGGUGUUGCUGAGAGAGUGAAGGAUCUUGCUGAGGCGUUUGUUCAGAAGGGAAGUAAUAGUUUUAAGGCGAGAGUGGAAGGAUGGCUUGAGGGCAUUUUGGGCAUGGGUUGGAAUAACAAAGGUAAGGGCAUGAAAGCCGUGACGUCCUGGCUUGAGCAGUAUCAGAAUGCGGCUAAGAGGAGAGGGCAUAAUGAACAAGCACUGAAAGAACAAGUUAAGAAUAAGAUCAUGAAUGAGCUUAACAGCCAAAUUGGUGCAGCGCAAGGGAAGAUUGGUGCAGUGAAAGAGGGCAUUAAAGAAAAUCUCAGUGCCAUCGUAAGCGCUUGCGAGACGUUCGUCGAGAAACUUGAUGAAAAGAUUAAGAAGGAUGCAAUUGAUCACCUUGUUCAGCAGAUAGUUCCGAACAUUCAGCGUUGGAUGCAGGGGCAGAGCGUUCGGAAUUUUAAUGAAGACGCUGAUCUCAAGUGUGCCAUACGCUACACCCUCCUUGCGCUCUGCGCCGGCGUCAAGCAGGUAGCCACCGAGAUAAAUUCAUUAGGUAUCGGCAAGUUCGGUGAAAUCUUGGACAAUAUAAAGCCGACUGUAGAUAAGUUAGAUGAGGCACUUAAGGCGGUGACUAAACCCAAGCAACCCGGACCAUCUCCACCCGGCAAUAAAGAAAGCCCCGCCCAAGCCGUGGACAGUAGGUUGGAGGAAGUGAGGAAUGAAGUUAGUACAGAAAUUGAAAGGAAGUUUAGAGAUGAAGUCACAAGAGAUCUUAAAAGUGCAGUUGGUGGCCUUGAAGAAGCAGUUAACCAGUUCGACGGUGUAGCUCAAGAGCAGAUCAGGGCUGCCGCCACGACGGCCAUCACCAAGGCGGCUGGGGAGAUUAGUAAGGAUGGCGUUAUAACACUCGGCGGUACAAAUAAACUGAUGCAAACGUUUAAGGAUGCUUACGAUCCCAUUAAAAAUAAUCUCCACAGUGACCUCAAGAAGCAAGUUGACCUCCACAUUGGGGAGGAUGAUCCGCCAGCCCCGGCAGGUGGUCAGGGUGGUAAAGCAGGUAAAGUGAAAAUUGAUAAAAAUAAUUUUCUUAAUUAUGAUUCUCACGUUGAUCAAAAAAGCCUUGAGAAAGUGGACAUCAGUAAAACAGAUACCCUAGAAAGCCUACAAGGCCAACUCCCCGGUGAGAUCAGCAGCAUUAGCACUGUGGGUCUGAAAAGCCUCACUGAACUCAUCGGUCAACCAGGCGGCAAAGCAGCAGAAAUUACUAAAGAUACUUUUGAUAAGCCGUUCACCCAACUUAAGACACAGCUUGAAGCGAUCAAGAAAUUGGUUGAUGGUGAACGCUCCGGCAGUUCAUUUAUGGAAGGAGACCCGAAUGAAGGCAUCAAGGACUUUUUACGUAAUUUAACAAGUAUGCUUGGAAGCAGCGUUUUUGUUGACGGUAAUAAAGGUUUACAUGAAAUCACAAAGGCAAUUAACAAUCUGAAAACAGGGACGUAUGAUCCCAAGAGCAGUGAAAUUGAGGGAGCCGUCAAGGGCAUUAAAGGGGAGCUUGAAAGGCUCAGGGAGAAGUUGAAGAAUGAUGCAAAUGGAGGGCAAGACAACGAUGUGAUUGACGACCUAAGUGACUUGAGAGACAACGGGCUUGGUGAAGAGCCAGGCAAUUGGACAACCAAAAGUGGAAGUAAACUCGACGGUCUCGGGAGCAUUACUAAGGAGCUUCAGACGCAGAAUGAGAAGCUGCCGGGGGAGACGGAAAUUAUCGAUAAGGCUCUAAUAGAAAUUAGGUGGGAACUUGCGAAAGUUAGAAUUGGAUUGGAUAAUUUCUUUCAUGAUAAAGACAUUCUAGGCUAUAUGGAAGAGUUGCAGAAGAAGAUUGGCAAGGACCCUCAAAAGCAGGACGAUGACAGUCUCACAAAAAUCCAAAGUGUGAUCAGUGGCCUGCAAAGCGGAGCGUUCAGUGAACACCCGAAUAAAAUGGGCGAAGCCAAGGACGAAAUUGUAAGUGAACUCAAGAGGCUGCAAACAGAGUUGCAAGGCAGUAAAGGGGAUGACGUGAUUACCACACUGGAAGAUCUGAGGGACACAGGGCUGAGUGGAGAGGACACAUGGAACGUUGACAAUAGGAAUGAAAAAGGCCUCGCAAAAAUUCAUACUGACCUUAGCACUGAACAAAGCACGCUGAAUCAGCAACCACAAAAAAUACAAGGUGGCGUCACCCAAAUCACCACGGAGCUUGACGACCUAAGGAAUGAGUUGCAGGGUAAGGAUGUCGGUGAGCCAGAUAAAAGAGGCGUGAUAAGGAAUAUGGACGACGUGAUUGAGAAGAUUGGGAAAGAUGAAAGUAAAGGACUAAAUAAAAUCACCAAGGACAUUGACAGCCUCAACAGGGAGACAGUCCCUCUGGUCAACAAGCAUCUGGGGGACCUGUGCGCCAGGAUCACAAGCGAAGCCGGCAGUGUCGACUGGCAGUUGAAGCUGUUCAAAGAGGAUAACAUCGACAAGGGAUUGAGUAACAUAAAGGAGCAAUUUAACGCGCUUAACAUCCGUGACCUCCAGGAGGCCAUCGCCAUGUGCGCUGACUUCCUCACCAACGCCGAUUACAUAAAAUGGGAGAAAGUAGAAAACAUUGAACGCUUCGUAGACAGUGAGAUUGAAAAGGCAAUCGCGGAGCUCAGCAAGCAGGCGCGGCGUGACUACGUGGAGUCCGCCAGGGACGCGCUGAAACACUUCGCCUUAAAGGCGGAGAGUGAGCUGGGGGAGCUGCCUGAGGAGAUAAACAGGGAUCUCUUCAUGGGCUACAAGGGCUUCAUGAAAUACGUGUACGGACAGAUCGACAGCCUCGAAAGCGUGAGGGAAGAGAAGGAAAUUGCCGUCAUAUCCUCCGCAUUCCACAGCUUCUACGCCCCGGUCAACGAGUACGUCAGCAGUGAGAUCCGGAGGGAGCACAGGGAGCGUGAGGGCGAAAAAAAUCCCCUGCUCCCCAAGUCCCAGGAUCACUACGCUGACAGACUUAGUGCAGUUCACACGGCGCUCAGCGCUCUGCUCACCCACAUAACCGGUGCGCAACGCUACGGCCAUGAGGUCCGUGGUCUGCUUGACGCGCUUGACAAGGCACUCGCCGGCCUCAGGCCGGAGUGCUUCGCCAGGCCAAGCACGGCUGUGAUAGACGGCGUGACGGACGGGCUCAGUGCCUUCGCCGCCGAGCUGAGGAACGCGUACAUCAGUGCGUACUCCGGCGCCGCGCUCACCGGUGACUUAGUCAGCAGUGAGGCCGUGAGCGAGAGAAGCGUCACCGUGUUGACGCCCUACGGCGAGAAGCUCUCUAAGGUCUUCCUCAGCGUGGCGCCGAUACUCGGCACUUCACUCGCCGAGUUGAGGCUCAACUGCAGGAGCCUCGCCGGACAGCAUCUCAACAGAUCUACGGACCUCGGCAGACUCCUCGGCGAGAUGGGCUACAGAGUCCCAGACGACGGCGAGCAGGACGGCGAGUUGGACAGCCACGUGACCGGUAGAGGAAUUACCAUGCUCCUUGUCGGCGAUUAUAAGCGUGUCUUCAACUCUGAUAAGGACACCAAGAAUGCGCUCGGAAUUCUUCUCGAAUGUCUCAACGAUUAUUACAAGGCGUGUCACUACGCCACACUCUCCUCCACCAGGACGCCGUGCUCAGUCUACGAGAUGCUCGUAUGGCUGACGGGCCUUAAGUACAACUGUGUCUAUGAUAAGUUGCGUAGAUGCAUUAAACUGUGUUACAGCGAGCAGACUGAGAAUAGCCUCUAUCCCGCCACUUUCCCUGCCGACGCUUUGGUGGACGCCGUUGACACGCUCACCUCUCACUCUCCCAGCAUCCUCACCAGAGUGCUCGGCUACGGCAGUGCUCUGACAACCUACGCCUGCGACUUCCAUAGCAACUCCAUGAGACUGUAUUACCCGCAGGACGGCGAGGAAUGCCUGCACAUGAUGCUUCAUUGUUGCGCUCCUCCUGUUACUGCUAUGCCUACCCCUCACCCGGAGUGCACAGAUAAGUCCCCUCUAAUGUCGUACCUCAACGACUGCCUGCCCGGCCACCUGCCUCAUCAGGUCAGCGCCAUCGGAUGUGAGCCUCAAUGCAACACGUGUCCCAGUGGACCAAGUGGAAUGCCCUGCCUCACGCCGCUCGGCUUCCGGGGUUUCUCCGGCAGCACCAAGACGGGCAAGGGGCUGUGCAAAGUGCUGACCAAAUUGUUCACCAACGCCCAUCUCUCAUCGCUGCUCAGCCUCUGUCCCAGGCCGCCGGCCACCUUGGCUGAGCACAUAGGCUUCGCCCUGUCACUCGUCAACGACUGGCACGACGGCAGUAUUGUCUCCAAGAACGGCCUCCAGAAGGCACUCGAGGCGUCCGCCUCUGCCCUCUCACUCCGCCUGUACAAGCAUCCUCACCAGCUGACCAUGGCACUCACCGCCGCCUACGGCUCGGACUCCGCGAAACACGGCGGCUGCAAGCACCCGCACCUGACGCACCUCGCAGGCACUGACGUCUGCACCAGGCACCAAGCUUCGCCCUUCCUUCAAUCUCUCUGCCGCGACUCCUACGACAGCCUCGCCCACCGACACUCAGGCCUCUACCUCUCAUGGGCCGUCUACCUCCCGUGGACACUGUAUGAUUUGUUGCUGUGCCUGUACACCGCUUUCUGCAACAUCUCCUGCCGCGACUGGGGCUGCAGUGAUUGCCUUCAUGAAGGCCCCUGUGACGAGGGAAGCCACGGUAUCCUCAACCCGCAGCCACCAGAGCACGGCUGCCACUGCCGCUCCACAGUCCAGUGCAGGGGCGUCAUGCCGACGCUCUACCAGUACGGCCUCGCCUUCAGGGACGCAUCGGCGCUGCUAUCCCAAGACGCGACGUGCUCCAGCUUCUCCACGCAGCUGAGCAACAUCCUCAACUCAGAGCAUUUCCGAGACCUCUUCGACAGGUGCGAUGAGUUCCUCUUCCACAUCCGCCUACCCUUCCUCCUCACCCUGGCAGCGCUCUGGCUCACCGCCCUCGCCUACAUCCUCGUCUCACUCCUCUACCGCAUGGACGUCUUGCGCAUCCGCUCCCACCUUCUCACCACCAGGGCCUCCCACCUCAUCGACGUCAAGGCGCUGCUCGCCGGAAGCCGCAGGAUGCUCUCACUCUACAAGGAAGUAGAUUACUUCGACGAUGACCUUAACUCAUGA
Messenger RNA from Babesia ovata, 6747 nucleotides. Its product is annotated as Extracellular matrix-binding ebh, putative. The record is from RefSeq and is a predicted model, not a curated record. Bases 1 to 6747 code for a protein of 2248 amino acids. The transcript is spliced from 2 exons. Lineage: Eukaryota; Apicomplexa; Aconoidasida; Piroplasmida; Babesiidae.